UCUUCACCUUCAUUCACGAUAUUGUCAGCAGUAUGGGUCUCUUGCCUCAGUCCGUCCUGAUCUCACUCAUAUACUGUGAGCGCCUCUUGAGGUGUUGCGGUUUUCGUUUGACUGUACGAUCAUGGAAAAGUAUUAUAUUAGGGUCAUUGGUGAUAGCAUGUAAAAUGUGGGAUGAUGUUCCUGUUCGCAAUCACGACUUCGCUGAA
This is a messenger RNA of Perkinsus marinus ATCC 50983, 206 nucleotides long. RefSeq lists its product as hypothetical. The annotation marks the transcript as partial. The record is from RefSeq and is a predicted model, not a curated record. NCBI's taxonomy places the organism in Eukaryota, Perkinsozoa, Perkinsida, Perkinsidae. The transcript has a single exon.